Molecule: messenger RNA, 1482 nt
Organism: Drechmeria coniospora
Lineage: Eukaryota; Fungi; Ascomycota; Sordariomycetes; Hypocreales; Ophiocordycipitaceae
Product: phosphoglycerate mutase, 2,3-bisphosphoglycerate-independent
Exons: 3
Coding region: 1-1482 (493 amino acids)
Biological process (GO): glucose catabolic process
Cellular component (GO): cytoplasm
Molecular function (GO): manganese ion binding
Source: RefSeq, a predicted model, not a curated record
AUGGAUGAGCUGUCCAAGAACCCCCACGGCUUCACCGAGCUCGAGGCCUCCUCCCUCGCCGUCGGUCUUCCCGAGGGUUUGAUGGGCAACUCGGAAGUCGGUCACCUCAACAUCGGUGCGGGACGUGUCGUCUGGCAGGACGUUGUCCGCAUCGACCAGUCCAUCAAGAAGAACGAGCUUGUCGACAACGAAGUCAUCAAGAAGACGUUCCAGAGUGCCGCUGCCGGCAAUGGCCGCCUUCACCUCUGCGGCCUCGUCUCCCACGGCGGUGUCCACUCGAAGCAGGAGCACCUGUACGCCCUUCUCCGGGCCGCCAAGGAGUACGCCGUCCCGCACGUCUACAUCCACUUCUUCGGCGACGGCCGUGACACCGACCCCAAGUCGGGCGCCGGCUACAUGCAGGAGCUCGUCGACUACCUCAAGGAGGUGGGCGUCGGCCAGAUCGCCACCGUCGUCGGCCGAUACUACGCCAUGGAUCGCGACAAGCGCUGGGAGCGUGUCGAGAUCGCCCUCAACGGCCUGUGCCACGGCGUCGGCGAGGCCAGCGAGGACCCCGUCGCGACGGUCAAGGCUCGGUACGAAAACGGCGGGUCCAAGGACAAGGAUGAGUUCCUCACGCCCAUCAUCGUCGGUGGUGCCGACGGUAGAAUCCAAGACGACGACACCAUCUUCUUCUUCAACUACCGAUCCGACCGCGUCCGACAGAUCACGCAGCUCCUCGGCGACGUCGAUCGAUCGGUCCUUCCCGACUUCAAGUAUCCCAAGAUCAGCAAGCUCGUGUCCAUGACCAAGUACAAGACCGAGUACCCCUUCGAGGUCGCCUUUGAGCCCCAGCGCAUGGACAACGUCCUGGCCGAGUGGCUUGGCAAGCAGGAUGUCGAGCAGGUGCACGUGGCCGAGACGGAAAAGUACGCCCACGUCACCUUCUUCUUCAACGGCGGUGUCGAGAAGGCCUUUCACCUCGAGACGCGCGACCAGGACCAGGACCUCGUCCCCUCCAACAAGUCGGUCCCCACCUACGACAAGGCGCCCGAGAUGUCUGCCGACGGCGUCGCCGACCAGGUCUGCAAGCGCCUCGGCGAGCAAAAGUUCCCCUUUGUCAUGAACAACUUUGCGCCCCCGGACAUGGUGGGCCACACGGGCGACUACGACGCCGCCAUCAUCGGCUGCGAGGCCACCGACAAGGCCAUCGGCAAGAUCGUCGAGGCCUGCAAGAAGGAGAACUACAUCCUCUUCAUCACGGCCGACCACGGAAACGCCGAGGAGAUGAAGUUUGACGACGGCAAGCCCAAGACAAGCCACACGACGAACAAGGUGCCCCUGAUCAUGGCCAACGCGCCUGAGGGCUGGAGCCUGAAGAAGAACGGCGGCGUCCUGGGCGACGUGGCGCCCACCAUCCUGUCGGCCAUGGGUCUUCCUCAACCCGAGGAGAUGACGGGCGAGUCGCUCCUUGCAAAGGACCUUAAGCGGAGCGCCGAGUAA